Molecule: messenger RNA, 2866 nt
Organism: Cygnus atratus (black swan)
Lineage: Eukaryota; Metazoa; Chordata; Aves; Anseriformes; Anatidae
Gene: ASCL4
Product: achaete-scute family bHLH transcription factor 4
Exons: 1
Coding region: 926-1492 (188 amino acids)
Biological process (GO): developmental process; regulation of transcription by RNA polymerase II
Molecular function (GO): RNA polymerase II transcription regulatory region sequence-specific DNA binding; protein dimerization activity; DNA-binding transcription factor activity, RNA polymerase II-specific
Source: RefSeq, a predicted model, not a curated record
GAUCAUCAGAGGCAGGUGCUUAUAGUGCUGACCAGAACAGCUCUGCAACGAGUAGAAACAGGCACAAUGUUGCAUAUUUUUUGAAAAUGCUCAUUUUCAAUUUGUGAAACUCAUACUUCUUAAAAAGGCCUCUGUUCAGGUGAAGAAAGCAGUUUUCCUCUUGUGCUUGCACAUAUGCAUUCUUGAUCUGACAUGACUUGCAACCACAAGAGAGCACUCUUUCCUUUGAAGAUUUCUCAGCUUCUCCAGAAAGCUAGAGACGUGCCGUAUAAGUUUUGCAAACUGCUCGUGAGCUGUUUCAGUUAGACCAGAGCAGCCGAAACAACAAAGCUUGCAGUUGUCUUUUGGAUUUCAUUGUGAAAAGCCUUUGGGUAGUUUUCAGAUGACAGAAGAUCCUUGGUUCCUGAAAGGGAGGAGUUCUGCCAAAACUUUGAAGAUCCCUGUAAACUUUGCAAAUUACCCAGCUUUUGGAGACAAUUAUAUCAAACGAUAUUGUGGAUUACAAUACAUGAGAAGUGUUUAGAGCCUGGAAGAUUAUUUAUGUUUGGCGUUAACUCGUAUGGUCAUAAUUUCAAGCAGGGAGAAAAGGAAUACACAGGAACCCUCUUAUUAUCUUUUGAAAUAUGAAGAUCAGAGGAAAAGAAGGGUUUAAUGUGUGGAAUGAUGGUCCUCGAUACCUGUCUGUAAAUUAGCUGGCAUCCUGCAUCUAUAAAAACAUCAAGCCUUAGAGCUGAUUACCAAGCACAGAGUGGACCUCAUGAGUUGUUCGCAGUGCUUUGAGAUCUGAGUUUUUACACACCGCAGGAGGAAUCUGCAGCCUGCAGGGCAGAGUACCUACACAAAUGUUUCCUCCUCGUUUGGAUUGAUACAAGAUUUGGAAGCCAAAUUCAGGAGCUGACAUUGCACUGGUGAGAAAAGACGGAGCAUGGACAGCGGUAAAGAGGAUGAUGGACUGUUGAACAGGAUUGCAUUUCCAGGAGCGAUGUCCCUGGCUAGCAGCCAUGUGCAUCCCCACGGGGUCCCCCUGAGAGAGCCCUUCGGGGUUCCCUUCCACCUGGACCCAUCUUACUGGGAGCAAGCCUACGGUGGGCACGCAGGUCGCAUCUCCUACAUCCCGUUCCCUGGCUACGUGGGCGUCUAUGACUAUUCCUUUGAGCCUGCCUUCAUUCGAAAGAGGAACGAGAGGGAGAGGCAGCGGGUGCGCUGCGUGAACGAGGGCUACACGCGCCUGAGGGAGCACCUGCCCAAAGAAUUUGCUGACAAGCGCCUCAGCAAAGUGGAGACCCUGCGAGCUGCAAUAAGCUACAUCAAGCACCUGCAGAGCUUGCUGGACUGCCAUCCCCUAGGGUCUAACAGUAAGGAAACGCUCUCCGCCAAGGAGCUCCCUGAUGGUCCCAGUCCUGGUCCCCUGCGGGAGUGCAACAGUGAUGGAGAGUCUAAAACCUCCUCAGCUUCAUCCCCCUACAGUGAAUUUGAGGAGGCGGGCAGCUAGGAAAUGGCCCCCUGGAGACAGAAGCCUUCAAGAUCAGCUGAAAACCAAAACUAAAACCCCAGGGAUUUUUCUACAGGUUAAAAUGAGUACCAGGAAAAGGGAAAACAGCUAGGAAAAAAAGAUAAAGGUAUUUUCAAUCUGUCGAAGAACUUUAAAUGUUGUCUGCACAAAACUUAAAGAUGAUUCUUAAGCAAAUAGAUAUUGCUUAGGUUGUUUCAGCUGUGUUACUAAACUUUGGCUUGUUAAAACCAAAGCAACUUUUGCCUUCUACUUUUCAUUCAGCUUUUAUUCUGUUUGUCUGUUUUCUUUUGCCCUUCACUCGAGGAGACAGCAAAACCAGAUAAAUCCAUUUCAGGAAACUCCCCUCCGCUUUAUCCCGCUUCCUCCUUUAAGUUUUAUUGUCUGUUUUUCCUGAGUGCUAACCUGAGACAUACCGGGUUACAAAUAUUUGGACUGGGAAAGGUAAGAUCUACAUAACAUAUCUUUCCCUACAUUUUUUUAGAAAACCCACAGAAAUACUCCUAUUUCUGAAAAGACAGUGUUUUUAUAAAUAAGCCUACAUUUGUGAAUUAAUUUCUUUUAUGGCUUCUUCUAAAGUGAAAGAAGCAACUCAUGCAUUGGACUCUGGCUAUUUGGUGAUUAUCCAAAGGAUAAUUUUCAGGAAAAGAAAGUUGGACCCUUUCACUCGAAUCCAUUCUAGGAAGUGGUAGACAGAGAUUUGUAAAACUGCACCUAUAAAAGCAAAGCUCCAUUCGUGAUACAGAAAAAUGUUGCCAGUCUGUUUCUUUAUUUUCUGAAAACUGAGUUGUACACAAACUAGUCCUGACUGUGUCUUUUUGACAGGUCAGAAAUUAUGUGCUUAGAAACGUGUUCCUGUAGAGGUUAAGUCCUGAAAGGUACAGAAAUGUACAUUAAAUUAAUGUACAGAAAGGGUAACAUUAAAUAUAUCAGUUUGUAUCUGCAUGAAAAUGUAGGUAUUUCUCCUUUUGAUCAGAAUGUUGCAUUACUUUUUCAAAGAAUAUACCUUUUCAAACUGAUAUCUCAAAAUGUAUGAAAUACUUAUAAUUUGAACAAUGUCUGCUUAAAAUGAGAACUUUUCUCCAAAUUGAUCAAAAAAUCUUUGUUUUUCUAAGGCCAGAUUUAAUUAACAUUUAUCUAUGUGCUUAAAUCCGAUUCUGAAUUUGGGGUAAACUCCUUCUUACAUUUUGCACAAACUUUUCAAACAUCUGCUUUUUUUGGCCUCAUGUUGGUGAGAUGGUUUUGUAUCUUUUUGUCUUUCCUUCACAUAUGCUGACUGACCACCUGAAAAAAAUACUUGUGUAUAAAUGAGAACACAUACUGACUAAAUACCUCAAUUUUAUGUGUCCAUAAAUU